This is a messenger RNA of Labrus mixtus (cuckoo wrasse), 456 nucleotides long. RefSeq names its product C-type lectin BML-1-like. The coding region runs from base 1 to 456 and encodes 151 amino acids. The transcript is spliced from 4 exons. The record is from RefSeq and is a predicted model, not a curated record. Lineage: Eukaryota; Metazoa; Chordata; Actinopteri; Labriformes; Labridae.
AUGUGCAAAGAAAAAAAUCCAGCUGUGCCGUGUGCAAAGAAAAUCAGUGGAGGGGAGUGGGAGCAGAUGGGCACCAGCCGCUGCGUGAAGGCUUUUUAUCUGACGCAACAUCUGAACUUUGAAGAUGCAGAGAAAGCCUGCCGCACAUACGGAGGUCAUCUGGUGUCGAUCCACAGCAAACAGGAGUUGGAUCAGGUGGUGUGCACCAUGUUCAGAGUCAGCCCUGAGAGGCCUCCUUACUGGAUCGGACUCAACUUAACAGUCCGCUAUGAAGAUUAUCUGGUGUAUGAUUGGACCGACGGCACUCAACACGAUUUCAGCUACUUUGCUUACAUGCAGCCAGACUUCCGUCAACAGGCCGAGAAAUGUGUCGAGAUCAACUACAACUAUUGGGGUCAAUGGAACGAUAUGUACUGCGCCGCUCCCGGAGGCUACGUGUGUGCAUUGACAGUCUGA